Messenger RNA from Perognathus longimembris pacificus (Pacific pocket mouse), 1453 nucleotides. RefSeq names its product matrix metallopeptidase 20 (gene Mmp20). Gene Ontology annotation, cellular component: extracellular matrix. Gene Ontology annotation, biological process: extracellular matrix organization; collagen catabolic process; amelogenesis. The record is from RefSeq and is a predicted model, not a curated record. The transcript has 10 exons. Bases 1 to 1452 code for a protein of 483 amino acids. Gene Ontology annotation, molecular function: metalloendopeptidase activity; zinc ion binding. NCBI's taxonomy places the organism in Eukaryota, Metazoa, Chordata, Mammalia, Rodentia, Heteromyidae.
AUGAAGGUGCUCCCCGCGUCUGGCCUCGCUGUCCUUCUCCUCACAGCUUUGAAGUUUUCCACGGCCGUCCCCUCCCUCUUUGUGGCCACCCCCAAGACCUGGAGGAACAACUACCACCUUGCACAGGUCUACCUUCAAAAGUACUACACAAGGAAAGGAAGUCUCCAGAUGGGGGAGAUGGUUGCAAGAGGAGGCAGUCCCCUGGUGAAGAAGGUGAAGGAGCUGCAAGCCUUCUUAGGACUCCAAGUCACUGGCAAGCUGGACCGGAACACAAUGGACAUAAUCAAAAAGCCUCGCUGUGGAGUCCCCGACGUGGCCAACUACCGACUCUUCCCAGGUGAACCCAAGUGGAAAAAAAAUACUUUAACAUACAGGAUAUCCAAGUACACGCCUUCCAUGCGGCCUGCAGAGGUGGACAAGGCCGUGGAGAUGGCUCUGAGGGCAUGGAGCAGUGCUGUCCCCCUGAACUUUGUUAGAAUAAACUCGGGAGAAGCGGAUAUCAUGAUAUCUUUUGAAACCGGAGAUCAUGGAGAUUCAUACCCAUUCGAUGGGCCUCGGGGGACUCUAGCCCAUGCAUUCGCACCUGGAGAAGGCCUGGGAGGAGAUACCCAUUUCGACAAUGCUGAGAAGUGGACUAUGGGAACGAAUGGUUUCAAUUUAUUUACUGUUGCGGCUCAUGAAUUUGGCCAUGCCCUGGGCCUGGCCCAUUCCACAGACCCAUCAGCACUGAUGUACCCGACUUAUAAGUACCAGCAACCUUAUGGCUUCCGCCUCCCCAAGGAUGAUGUGAAAGCGAUCCAGGCCUUGUACGGACCUCGGAAACCGUUCCUGGGAAAGCCCGCUGCACCCCAUGCCCCCCCUCACAAGCCGUCCAUUCCUGAUCUCUGUGACUCCAGCUCAUCCUUUGACGCCGUGACAAUGUUGGGAAAGGAGCUGCUGUUCUUCAAGGACAGGAUUUUCUGGCGACGGCAGGUGCAUUUGCCAUCAGGGAUCCGUCCCAACACCAUCACCAGCUCCUUCCCCCAACUCAUGUCCCAUGUGGAUGCAGCUUACGAGGUGGCCGAGCGGGGCCUUGCCUUCUUCUUCAAAGGCCCUCACUACUGGAUAAUGCGAGGAUUCCAAAUGCAAGGUCCUCCUCGGACUAUUUAUGAUUUUGGGUUCCCAAGGCGAGUGCAGCGAAUAGACGCUGCCGUCUACCUCAAGGAGCCCCAGAAGACCCUUUUCUUUGUCGGAGAUGAAUACUACAGCUAUGAUGAGAGAAAAAGGAAAAUGGAAAAGGACUAUCCAAAAAACACUGAAGAAGAAUUUUCAGGAGUAAAUGGCCAAAUAGAUGCUGCUGUGGAAUUGAAUGGCUACAUUUACUUCUUUUCAGGACCCAAAACAUUCAAGUAUGACACAGAGAAGGAAGACGUGGUUAGUGUGGUGAAGUCUAGUUCCUGGGUUGGCUGCUAAG